UGGUUGGCGACGUUUGAGGAAAACAUAUGUUUUGAGGCAAUUUGUUACGUCCUUUUACGUUCUGCGUGUGGUAGUGGAGUAUCUCCAAAAUGCUUGAUCUCUUCACUAUAUUCAGUAAAAGUGGAAUUGUUUUGUGGUGCUUUCAAGGCACAUCGCAGAUAUUUACUUCUCCUGUCAAUGCACUUAUACGUACUGUUAUUUUACAGGAAAGAAGUGGAAAUGAAAAUUUUACACAUGAAGGCCUUACACUCAAGUACAAACUGGAUAAUGAAUUUGAGCUUGUAUUGUUGUUGCCUAUCAAAAAAUAUUGCAGUUAUCUUACGUAGAUAAAUUUCUAGAUGAUGUUCAUUUGGAGUUUAGGGAUAAAUACAUGAAGCAAUUAGAAGAUAGUGACUUUUUUUCAAAUUAUGAUUUUAGUAAGGAGUUCCAAAAAGUAAAUUUUAAAGAAAGCAGAGGAAUAUGGUCGUAAAAUUGCAGACCAACCAAGAAAAAUGAGAACUUUUGAUGAAUCUUUGAAGUCUAAGAAAACCAUUGCUUCAAUGAUAGAAAAUAAAAAUGAUCCUAAACGAAAAGAGAAAGAUUCAUCAAAGAAUUCGGGUCCAAAAAAGGAUGCUAACAAAUUGCCUCCAGCAAAUUUAGCAAUAACUAAUGAUAAAGAGAAUGAUAUGGAAGAAAAUGAUUCUGUUCUUAAGAUGCGCUCAAAAUUUUUACAAAAGCAAGGGAAAGGAAAGAAAGCUGAUACUAAAAAAAGCCCUGCUCCAAAAGAUAAAUCAAAGAAACCACGCAAAUGGGAUGGUGCUGGCUCUAUGCAAGAAGCUAGUGUUUUGGACUUCAGCAAGAAAGGGGAGAAUGGUGUACCAGAGACUAAUGGUUUUGACACAUCUGAAGAAGCUUUCUGUGACAGAAUGGAAGUUGGAAAAUACCGAGGUCCGGUGAAAAGAGUUGAAACAUCCGAAAGUGAGGAAGAAUCAGAAGAGGAGGAGAUUGAAGAGCAGCUCAAGAAAGGCCAGUCAAAAGGAUAUGGCAUGUUUAACAUGUUCAAAGGCCUCGUGGGUCAGAAGAAUGUCACUCGUGAAAAUAUGCAGCCCAUCUUGGAUAAACUCAAGGAUCACAUGAUUACUAAAAAUGUGGCUGCUGAUAUUGCUGACAAACUAUGCGAAUCUGUGGCAACCAAACUGGAAGGUAAAGUCCUUGGUACAUUCACUGGUGUAACUUCAACUGUAAAGGCCACUCUUGUUGAUGCCCUCGUGCAGUUGCUGUCCCCCAAACGUCGAAUCGACAUCUUGCGUGACGUGAUGGAAGCUCAGAAAUCUCAUCGUCCUUACACCAUCGUCUUUUGUGGUGUGAAUGGAGUUGGAAAAUCAACCAAUCUUGCAAAAAUUGCAUUUUGGUUGAUCGAGAAUGAUUUAAGAGUUCUUAUUGCUGCCUGUGAUACUUUCCGUGCGGGUGCCGUGGAACAGUUGCGAACCCACACUCGCCAUUUGAAUGCCCUUCAUCCCCCCGAGAGCCACAACGGUCUGCAAAUGGUGCAGCUGUAUGAGAAAGGAUAUGGAAAAGAUGCAGCUGGAAUUGCAAUGGAAGCUAUCAAUUAUGCCAGAGAUAUGAAGAUUGAUGUGGUACUUAUUGAUACUGCGGGUCGAAUGCAAGAUAAUGAACCUCUGAUGCGAGCAUUGGCCAAACUGAUCAAAGUAAACAAUCCUGAUCUGGUAGCUUUUGUGGGUGAAGCUCUAGUGGGAAAUGAAGCGGUAGACCAGCUAGUGAAAUUUAACCGUGCCCUGGCUGACCAUUCCAGUCAAGAUAACCCUCACCUCAUCGAUGGAAUAGUGCUCACCAAGUUUGAUACCAUUGAUGAUAAGGUUGGGGCUGCUAUAUCAAUGACGUACAUAACUGGUCAGCCGAUUAUCUUUGUUGGUACUGGACAAACUUAUACUGACCUCAAAAGCCUUAAUCCUAAAGCUGUUGUUCAUGCUCUUAUGAAAUAAAAAUAUAUAAACUAUUAAUUAAUCAAAGUUUUACUCAUGCAUGUAAGCCUUGCCUAUUCAGACUGUUUUACAAAAACUCUAAAUGUACAAAACUUAAGAUUAAGAAUAUGCAUAUAAAUGGAGUUCACUUUCUGUAGUUUUAAAAUAUUUAAAUACUUUACGCCUAUUUUGGAACUGUAAUGUCGUAAAAGUUCGUUAAAUAAAUUUAGAAUUGUUUUGAAUAUGCUGCUAAACUUUUCAGGGCAGAAUUUAUAUAUAUAUAUAUAUAUAUAUAUAUAAUUUAUACAUAAAUGAAGUUCUCUAGAUUAAAAAAAAUAUUUGUUUCUUAACAAGUACUUGAUUUUGUAUUAAAACUAGUCAUUAAAACAUUUAAUAUAUAAAUCAGUAUUCUAUCAUUGAAAGUUUCUACUAAAAUGUUGGCUUCUAAAUGUAAUUUUAUUUUGUUUAUUAGUUUUUAACUAAAGGAAAUUGGAUGUGUUUCAUUUAGAUUGCUGUUUUUAAUACUUCUUUUUAUUUAAAAUUCUCAUUUUUGUAGUUCAAAAAUAAUUUAAAACAUUUAAAUUAUACAAUUAAAUUCUGCAUAGUAAAAGCUUAUGUAAAGUACUUUCAAGUGCAUUAGACCUAUAGACUUAGAGAAGUAAAAUAUUUUACCUGGUUGCUCAUCUCUGAUACAAAAAUUUUUAACUCGGGUAAUUUUUUUAUUAAAAAUUAUUGCAUUUUAUAUGCAGAUUUUUUGCACCCAUUAGUAAUUGUUUGGUAUGUUAUUCUGCAUCUUAAGUUCUGGUAAUGUUUUAUUUUCUUAUAACUGAACACAAAGCAGUUUUUUUUUUUUUUUUUUGUCUUUUCUGAGUUACUGAGUACUUGUGUAUUAAUGUGGUAAAAUAUGGAUUCUGAUUUAAUUCACUUGUAGUUAAAUUUCAUUUGUCAAAAGUGGAUUAAUUGACAUUAUUAUAAAUAAUUUGGAAAUAUUUGUAUAAAAUUAUAUUCAUUCUUUUAGUCCCUUAUGAAUCAAUCAUAUUACAUUUUUUACAUAUUUUAUGCUGCUUUAUCAUUAACAAUCUCUGAAAAUUUAAACUGCUAUUUUUAUAUGAAAAACUGAUCUAUUGGAAAAGGAAGAAUUCAAAAGUUUAUACAAAGGAAAGGCAGUUGUUUAAGAAAUAUAAAUUAUUUUAAUUAAUUUUUUGCUAUGAGAUAAUGCUGGAAUGUGAACCUAGUAAUUUAUAACCGCUGCUAAAAUAAAGUAAAUGCUACUUGCUGUGUCCUCUCCGUAUGAUCACAUGAGUUUUUAAAGUUAUGAGUUAGAUUUUCGAAGUUUUUUGCUGACAGUAGAAAAUUAAGUAAGUUGAUUUCAGGCAUUAAUACACAAAUACCAUUUAUUAUUUGUAAGUUAUAUUUAUUACCUUUAAAUUGUUACUUACCAUGCUGUGUUUGAACUGAAAGAACUGAAUUUAUGACUGUUAAAAGCAUUCCAAUUUUAUACAUUAUUGCAUGGUUUUGCAAAAUGGUUUUUAUUUAUAGUAUAACCUCCUUUCCACCUAAGGAAAUAUUUGUGAAAUCAAAAGAGAAAAAAUUAUGGUUUUGGAAAGUUAUAUAUAUUUUCGAGAUUAAAUAAAAAGCUACUUAUAUAAAAUA
This is a messenger RNA of Stegodyphus dumicola, 3614 nucleotides long. RefSeq names its product signal recognition particle receptor alpha (gene SrpRalpha). The record is from RefSeq and is a predicted model, not a curated record. Gene Ontology annotation, molecular function: signal recognition particle binding; GTPase activity; ATP hydrolysis activity. Gene Ontology annotation, cellular component: signal recognition particle receptor complex; endoplasmic reticulum membrane. Lineage: Eukaryota; Metazoa; Arthropoda; Arachnida; Araneae; Eresidae. Gene Ontology annotation, biological process: intracellular protein transport; SRP-dependent cotranslational protein targeting to membrane.